AUGGGCUGCUGCGAAGCAAGAGACUCUCCACCUGCUGAAACAAUUAAACCUAAUUCUAAAGACAAUGCCCCAAUUACCAGAACCCCAAAGCAAUUUCAAGGCAAACAUGAGUCUAGCUUAGGAUUUAAUCUGACUGAAACAGAAGAAAUUAUUGACGAUAGAGUUGAAGAAAUUGUAGAGUAUUGGGCUUCUUUGAAAAAGGAUCCAAAGUGGCUUUCUAUAAUUCAAACGGAACAUAUUAUGGUAAAAAGGCUGGAAGGCUCAAAAUACUGCGAAAACCUGCCUGUAUUUUAUUCCAAAAUUUAUUUUGACAAAUAUGUGACCCCAAAUAUCAUUAUAAAACAGCUGAAUGACGCAAAAGAAAGAAAAAAGUGAGAUAAAUCUAUGGUUCCAUGCCAAAUGACUGUGAAAAUUUGAUAGUGCGACAUCUCCUAGGGAAAAAUUUGUUCGAAUCGUUUUUUUAUAGUGAGACAUUGACCGAAAAAACCGUUAAAUUUCGUCCAAAUGGGAACACUAUUUACAAAAUUUUCGAUCAAAAGUACUUCGGUGAAAUGCACACUAUCAAAAAGGCACUAUCAUUGAACCUGUACCCUAAAUCUAUAACAGAUAUAGAAAACAUCAGGGAAAAUUUAGAUGAAGUCAUUGUGUAUACUUAUAUUUCAACUUUCGGGUAUAAAGGUGAUUUUUUAGAAAAGAAAACAAUUUUGAAAAAGGAUGACCAUGUAGUAAUAGUCACUUAUUCAAUUGCAGAUGAUUCUAAGCCACCUCUUGACGGGGUUAGUAGAGGGGAAACAUUGAUGACAGUCCAAAUUAUAAAAUAUAAAAAUGAUAGAACUGUUAUGACUAUGAUUACCCACCAGAACUACAAAGAUGUGUUUGCGUCACUUUUCAGUUAUCUAAUAUAGAGGUUUCCUCUAUAUAGCGCUGAAAGCGCAGACAUUUUCCCAGGAGCUUUCCAAGUUCGUCGGACCAAAUCGCUUUUUGGUCCGACCAAGGCACUGAUUUGGUGCAACCAACCGAUAAAUUCCGAUCAGAAUUUAUCGGCAUUACAGCGCCAAACAUAGGAAACUUCUAUACCUAUGAAGCUGAAAGAAUGGGGAACAGCUUUUAGGAAAAGAGUGCAUAGUUUAGUAUAA
Messenger RNA from Blepharisma stoltei, 1136 nucleotides. Lineage: Eukaryota; Ciliophora; Heterotrichea; Heterotrichida; Blepharismidae. The record is from the annotation of a GenBank genome assembly.